Molecule: messenger RNA, 1485 nt
Organism: Colletotrichum spaethianum
Lineage: Eukaryota; Fungi; Ascomycota; Sordariomycetes; Glomerellales; Glomerellaceae
Product: cyclic AMP receptor-like protein A
Exons: 3
Coding region: 1-1485 (494 amino acids)
Biological process (GO): cell surface receptor signaling pathway; adenylate cyclase-activating G protein-coupled receptor signaling pathway
Cellular component (GO): plasma membrane
Molecular function (GO): G protein-coupled receptor activity
Source: RefSeq, a predicted model, not a curated record
AUGUCUCUGACCCAGUACGAGAUCGAGGUGGUGACCGGUCUUGAAAGAGCUGGAUCUGCAUUGUCACUCAUUGCCGUGACAUUGAUCUUCAUCACAUACUGGAAGUUCAAGCGCAUUCGAAGCGUGCCAAACCUAUUCAUUGUCUUCGCUUCAAUCGCCAAUAUCGGCGCUUGCGUAGCCUGUGCCAUCGGCUAUGAAGGACUCCGUAUGGGCGAGACCUCCGCUUUAUGUCAGGCUCAAGCCUUCUUACUUGAAAUGUUCAUGCAAUCCGAUCCUUGGUGGUCUUUCGCCAUGGCCGUCAACGUUUACCUCGUCUUCUUCGCCAGCGCCAGUCCCGCCUCCUUUCGUCGUUAUCUUUGGGUCUACUGCGUUGUCUGCUUUGGCUUCCCUCUGAUGCCUGCUCUUAUCUGCCUCUUCCUCCGCCCCGACGGCCCCGACGACUAUAUUUACGGCAAUGCGACAUUGUGGUGCUGGAUAAACACGAAAUGGGGCGACCUUCGUAUUUUCACCUAUUACAUACCCAUUUGGUUUUGCGUUCUCGGGUCCUGUGUCAUUUACUUCGCCGUCGGCUAUCACGUUUUCCAUCAUCGUAACCAGCUUCACAAUCUCACAUUCAGCAACACCAGACGAGACGGCAAGGACGUAACCUGCUCAGACGAGCGUGAAUCUGCUGAAAAGGUAUCUUACCUGUCGCACGCAGGCACUCGAGAUGACCGUCCCCUCGUUGACACCCGUCAGAACCUUACAGGUCGUACCGAGUUUUAUGGCACUGCGGUAACGGAGGUGCAGAUCACCACCAUGACCCCGAGACCUUGGACACCCCAGUUGCCGCCCGCAGCCAUCACCAAGGGAGCGGGUGAAGAGCAACCUCGACACCAGCGAUCAUGGCGUACGAGCGAAGAAGGCGGUUCGCCGAGUCCACGCUUCGAGACCACUUGUACAUCCGAACCACCUCCACCGAAGCCCCGGCGUCAUAUCUUCCAACGGAUCGGGGCUGUCGGGACCAAGUUUUCCAACAGGCUGCAGCGCCUGGAUCCCGUAAAACUUGCAUAUCUUCGAACCAGUUUCAUCUUCGCCAUUUCCGUGCUGGUGACCUGGACACCAAGCUCAAUAAAUCGAGUAUACAACAUGAUCAACCGCGACGAGUCUCACUUUGGCCUGAACGUCGCCAGCGCCACGGUUCUGCCACUGCAAGGGGUCUGGAACGCCGUCAUUUUCUUCAUGACCAGCUGGAAGGUUUUCAAAGAAGAGUGGAAAGACAUGCGCGGUCGCCAUCAGAUUCGACUGGGCAGCUGCGACGAAGAGGGCCUACACGGGAGUGACAGGAUCGAGGUGCUUCGAGGCGACCAGCAGGACCGCUUCAGGGGUGGCUGUUAUAGGCACACAAAAGCACUCGGCAGCGACCAGACGAGUGAGCUUGAGCUGACCACUCCCUCGGGCGGCGGCGGUCAUGUUCGGGCAAUGCAAGGAACGUUUGAUAUCUGA